Messenger RNA from Maylandia zebra (zebra mbuna), 1056 nucleotides. The record is from RefSeq and is a predicted model, not a curated record. NCBI's taxonomy places the organism in Eukaryota, Metazoa, Chordata, Actinopteri, Cichliformes, Cichlidae.
AUGAGUCAGUUGCAUCUCUUUAUCCUUCCCUCCUUUUCUCUUAUCCACCAUGGAUAUGGUGGCUUGACGACAGUUGUGGCCAACUCUGCCUACAUCUCGGCCCGCGGAAGCUUUGAUGGCACUGCCAACCCAGCGGCCAACCGAGACAAGAAGUUCCACUCCCGCCUGAAGCUGCUUCACAUCACGGUGUGCGAGGGACUGCGGGAGACUUUAGACCUGGGCUUCCAGACGGUCUGUGUGGAGCAGCCCAUCGGCAAACGUCUCUUCCAGGAGUUCCUGGAGUCCAACAACGAGUACAAAGGCCCCAGCCGUCUGUGGAAAGAUAUCGAGGAGUACAACAAUGCUGAAGAUGAAGAUCGAGUCAACAAAGCGUGCAAGAUCAUAUCGCGUUAUAUGGAGCCUGAUGCCAAGUAUUACUGCCCCUUUCUGCCAGAAAAUGGCAUCACGAAGGUCAAAGAGAAGCACCAACAGGCUUCUGACGACCUUUUCAACGAGACCAUGGACAGUGUGAUGGACUUCCUCAAGGAAGUGCCCUACACGUUUUUCCUGGAGAGUAUGUACCUGAAGAGGUUUCUGCAGUGGAAGUGGCUGGAGAUGCAGCCCAUGGGAGAUGACUGGUUCAUGGAUUUUCGUGUACUGGGGAAAGGGGGUUUUGGGGAAGUCUUUGCCUGUCAGAUGAGGGGCACGGGGAAACUGUAUGCCUGCAAAAAGCUCAACAAGAAGAGGCUGAAGAAGAGAAAAGGCUAUGAGGGCGCGAUGGUGGAGAAAAGGAUCCUGGCCCGAGUUCACAGCAGGUUCAUCGUCUCUUUGGCGUAUGCCUUCCAGACGAAAACAGAGCUGUGUCUGGUCAUGACCAUCAUGAACGGCGGAGACCUGAGGUACCAUAUCUAUAAUGUGGAUGAGAACAACCCGGGAUUUGAAGAGCCACGAGCCUGCUACUAUGCUGCGCAGAUCAUCCAGGGCAUGGAGCACCUCCACCAGAAGAGGAUCAUCUACAGAGACCUCAAACCAGAGAAUGUGCUGCUGGAUAAUCAAGUCUCCGAUGAAGAAUUGUAA